Hylaeus anthracinus is the source of this 2776-nucleotide messenger RNA. It is a transcript of the gene Trm1, whose product is annotated as tRNA (guanine(26)-N(2))-dimethyltransferase. Gene Ontology annotation, molecular function: RNA binding. The coding region runs from base 986 to 2542 and encodes 518 amino acids. The record is from RefSeq and is a predicted model, not a curated record. Gene Ontology annotation, biological process: tRNA N2-guanine methylation. The transcript has a single exon. Gene Ontology annotation, cellular component: nucleus. NCBI's taxonomy places the organism in Eukaryota, Metazoa, Arthropoda, Insecta, Hymenoptera, Colletidae.
UGUUGCUCAAUAAUGCGACCACUGCGACGCAACAGGAAAUAUGGGUGUAAUUAAUCGACAAACACUUGUUGAUUCUUGUUUCCAAAUAUAUUUACAAUUUUUCGAGAUUUUGAACAUAAUAUCUUCUGAUGUUGACUCUCAACCUUUGGCUUAUAGAUUAUCAUUUGUUUACUGAGAAGAUAAAAACUGUGUGAGCAACAUUGGAAAUUUUAAGUCCUACUUUUUGGGGAGCAGUUUCUAUCUCUUAUUAAUACAUCGUACAUAGAAUCGUCUAGUAAUUCACCACUAUUUACAUAUAUAAAUACUAUUUGGAUAAAUUACAUAAGUCAUUCUUAUUACAGCCCUAUCGCAGUCACAUACUUUUUUCAUCCUACACCUGUGAACAACGAUGUCGAUACAAUAAAUAUAUUUUAAAUGUAUUCUUACUUAUAUUACUUUGUUUUAUGCCCUCAUAUACAUACCUUAAAUAAAUUAUUUAUUUAUCAAAUAAGCUAUGUAUUAGACGCCUGCAAAUGCCAACUAGUGUUACCAUCUAUUGGUUUAAUGCAAAACUGCCGUAUACAAGAAUCAAGUUAUUAACAAAUGUAUAAUUCAUAGCAAAUUGUUUCGAUAUUUAAGAUGCAUAAUGCAUACAUUCAAUUGCAUCAUCAAAAUAUUAUAAUUUAAAGUUUACUUGUCACUUUAAAAUCGAACACAUCUGCUGAUGCGGCGCUCUUCAUUUACCGACGUACCCCACGUUCAUUAUUUUGUACGAUUAACAUUUGUAAACAUUUAUUACUUGUACACGCUUAUACAGAGAAUAUACGAUUAUUACUAAAGAUUUGUUAGUUAUAAAUCUGUCAUAAAACAAUAUGGGUGAAUGAGAUGCGUUUAAAUAUUCCUGCAAGGGACACAUAUCGUGACACGUAAUAUCCUUAACCAAGAAUGUUCAUGUAUAAACAACAUUUUUAAACAUAUCUUCCAUUCGAUUGUAAUUUUGUUUAAUAUGGAUGACGAGCAAUGCGCAAAAAGACCAAAAUUGGAAAACGCAACGAGUAUAAAGGAAGGUGAAACUGAAAUUGUGGUAACCAACACAAAUGUGUUCUACAAUCCAGUUCAAGAAUUUAACAGAGACCUCAGUACUGCGGUGUUAACGGUUUACGCGAAAGCCAGAAGCACAGAAGUUUCAAAGAAAGGUAUACAGCGAGGUAACAUAACUGUUCUAGAGGCUUUGUCAGCAACUGGUUUACGUAGUAUACGCUAUGCCAAAGAAGUACAAGGCAUAAAGCAAAUUGUGGCCAACGAUAUCUCUGCGAAGGCAGUGGAGAGCAUCAAAAAGAAUGUACAAUAUAAUAAAGUAGAAAAUCUUGUAACACCAAGUCACGAGGACGCGACACUGCUGAUGUAUCAGAGCAGAAAAGAAUGUUUCGAUGUCAUAGAUUUGGAUCCGUAUGGUUGUCCAACGAUAUUCUUGGAUGGAGCUGUCCAAUGUGUGUCGGAUGGUGGACUACUUAUGGUUACAGCAACAGACAUGGCUGUAUUGGCUGGGAAUUCUCCUGAAACUUGUUACCUAAAAUAUGGAGCUGUUUCCUUGAAAUCUAAAGCUUGUCAUGAAAUAGCAUUAAGGAUUUUGUUACAGAAUAUUGCUUCCCAUGCAGCUCGUUAUGGAAGAUACAUAGUACCGAUACUUUCUAUAAGCGCAGAUUUUUAUAUCAGGGUAUUUGUUAAAAUAUUCUCCAGCCAAAUUAAAUGCAAGGACAAUGCUACCAAAGUAGGAAUGAUAUAUCGGUGUACAGGUUGUGAAAGUAUUAAUACUCAACCGUUCUGUUACAAAAAGUCUUCUGGACCUUACAAAGUAUCGCAAUCGCCGUGCGUGGACCAACUAUGUAAUAUCUGUCAACACAAACAACAUACUGGAGGACCUAUAUGGUUGGGAACCUUGCAUGAUCAACAAUUUGUCUCUGAACUUUUAUGUAAUUUACAUAACAUGAGGUUGGGAACCUUGAAGAGGAUAGAGGGAGUCCUAAACGUUAUUCACGAGGAGUUAGAUGUACCACUGUACUAUACUCUGGAUCGUUUAAUGUCUACAGUCAGGUGUCACACGCCGUCGAUGUUAAUGUUUAGGUCUGCAUUGUUGAAUGCAGGAUACAGUGUAUCCUAUUCACAUGCAAAUAAAAUAUCUAUAAAAACAGACGCGCCAAAUGAAGUUAUUUGGGACAUUGUACGCACAUGGGAAAAAGAUCAUCCCGUAAAACGGGACAAGUUGCAAAACAACAGUCCUGCAGCAAAUAUAUUAAAUACACCAAUAAGUACAAAAAUUUCGUUUGAUAUACAUCCUCUAGCUAAUCCUGCUUCCAGGCAGAAACACUUGACUCGGUUUCAACACAAUCCAACCAUCAACUGGGGACCUGGUACACGUGCAAAAACAAUAAUCGAUUUAGAAACCAGUGUGAAAGAUUCGAAGAAAAUAAAAAAUCAGAAUAAGAAUUUUAAAAGAGAAAAACAUCAACUGAAAGAAAGUAAUGAAGAUAUGAAGCAUGUUUUAAAUUCUGAGUCUCCGUGAGUAAAAAAUAGAAAUUUUUAUGUUUAACAAGUGAAGGAUGAAUUGAACAAAGGUGAAGCGUUUGUACACAUAUAAUUAACGACAAUAUUUGUAAGAAAUGCAGAUGCAUUGAAUCUUCUUCAUUUGCCAAUUUUUGAACUCCAAUUUGUACAUGUAACAUACAUACACACACACAUUUUCUGUAAUGUUUAUAUAAUUGUAAAUAUGAAUAUAUAUUCAUAAUUUGAAACUGUA